GUGAGCUGUCAACAGGCCGGAGGCACUAUUCGACGUCCACAACCAGCAUACGUACGUGGAACGGAGACCGACUCGACCCUAUCGUCUACGUUACCGUCAUCCUCCUUACCUACACGGCUAGGCCGGAGGAGAUGAAGUUGUUUGGACGCGGAGGCUCCUGAGCGCAGUGGACAUGUGAGGCUUGACUCUACAGUUUAUUGCAGAUGCAAGUCCCAGGCUGGAUUGAAUGGCACUGAGGGUACGAGACUCAGUGGGUGCACUGCAAUGACCAGUCAUGCAGAACGAGCUCACCCCACCGCCCCUCGGCCACCCGCUUCAGCCCCCAAGCUGCAUGUUCAGCGAUCGCUGUCCAAGGAGACCAUCACUAUCCACUUCUCAGCUCUUGGGAAGGAGGACGAGGAAGAGGAGGAAGAGCUGUAUGGGAUAACAGUCCCCGCUGUCUCCGCUGCUGUUCAUGAUGACUCAAACAUUGUGACAGCCUUAGAGGCAAGUGAGGAAAUGUUUGAUGGGGCGCUGUUGGACACAGCAGCUGAAGUUGCCGUCAUGCCUGAAUCGUCAUCCACACAUCCCCCAGUUCCCAGUCAGAGCACCAGUUCCCCCACAUCAAAUCUGUCAAUGUUCCCCACUGAUCAGAAAGGGUCAAAUGCCACUUCCUCUCCAUCUAAAUCUUUCAGCUUUCCAUCCAGUGACAAACCCUUCCUAAAUUUGAUUAAGACUGUCUCCUCUGACAUUGAGCCUCGUGAUGGAGUUCCUCCUGCCGCCCCAUUAACUGUAAGGCAUAGGCAUCGGAUGAAGGCUCUGGUCAAAUCCCUAUCAUCUGAUACUUCCCAGGACUCAUCAUCUUCUGCCUCUUCCUAUCGUCUCCCAGAUUCCCGCCUCAACCUGCAGCUCUUCAAGCAGUUUACACAAUCCCGCAUGCCCACCGUUUCCAUGUCAUCAGCUAGUGAUUCUAAAACUGCACCUUCCUCUCCACUGACCUCCCCGGAUAGCCGUUCCUUUUUCAAGGUCUCUGAAGUGGAGGCACGCAUUGAAGAUACUAAGCGCCGUCUCUCUGAAGUCAUGUACGAACCCCUCCAGCUACUGAGUAAAAUCAUUGAUGAGAAGAGUGGCAGCGCAGUUGGCAGUAGCAGCAUCUACCGGCCCAAGGCCCUCUCUGCCAGUGCUACAGAACUCUCUAGCAUGACCUUUCUCAACAAUGACCACCCAGAGAGCAACAACAAUAGCUACAGCAUCAAGGAGGAGGAGGGAAGUGACUGGGAGGUUGAAAGUGCACACAAUAGAGCAUCCAGCCAGGUGGAAUCAUCAUGCACCCCUCUUGCCAACACCAAGAACAAACCAGCUGUUGGCUCAAUGGCAUUGGACAAGUGUUCUAUGUCUGCUCUGGCCAAGCAGGAUGAUGAGGACUUCUGCAUACUCUACAGUGAGGACUUUGAUGCAUGUGCCAAUGUAGAAGGCGAUGGGAGCGAUAGAACUAAUGACACUGGAACUGGUAGCACCAAGCCAUGCAGUGAUUAUGAAUCUGAAAGUGAUGAGCUGACACCCAGUGUUCCAUACUAUACCCUUACAAUCCUAACCGCAAUGGUUUAUGGGUACUUUGUAUUACCCCUUCCCACUUACAUUGGAGGAAUGCUGCUUGGGGUGGGACUGGGCUUUAUUGUGGCUAUUGGGGUGUUGUGGCUGGCAGGACCAAAACAAGCUGACCGUGGACUGAGACAUUCCAGAGGCAUCAGCAAGCGAUGCAACGUGACCCAGUUAAACAUUAAAGAACCAGACAUCUUUAAGGGCUGGAUGAAUGAGAUAGGGAACUACGACCCAGAGACGUACCAUGCCACCCUAACCCACUCCAUCUAUGUCCGCCUGGAGGAAUCCGUCCUCCGUCUGUCCAGACCCAACCACAACAUUGCCCGACGUGCCACUCACAAUGAACCAAAACCUGAUGUCUCCUACAUCAGCCAAAAGAUCUAUGACCUUGCCAACAGUAAGGUAUACCUAGUGCCUGAAAACCUGGCCAGAAAACGGGUUUGGAACAAGAAAUACCCCAUCUGCAUUGAACUGGCCAAGCAGGAUGACUUUAUGUCCAAAGUGGAGGAUGACCAGUCCGAGACCACUGAAGACUGGACAGCAACCAUUGCAGUUACACGAAACGGAGAAGAGGAGACAGGGGUGGCACAAGGGAAAGGACAGCCAUCAUCAUCAAGUAGGGGUGUGACCCUCUAUCUGUUUGGGAGAACUGGGAGGGAGAAAGAGGAGUGGUUUCGCAGGAUUCUUAUGGCCUCCAAGCGAAAGACACAGAUAAAGCGAGAUGCAAAUGUUGUGGGGAAUAAGAAUGUCCUGAACUCACAUAGUCGCAGCAGUAGCCGUGGCAGUCUAGACGAGGCACUGGCCUCUCAGCCAAGGCCAAAGGAGUACCCAGCCUCCUCUGCAGCUGCUGUCAGUGCAAAAGGCAAGACUGGUUUGGACUACAAUGUCUACAUGGCCACAUUGGUGCCAACACAGUUGGCCAGACCCACUGCUGCCAGCCCCACUAUUCAGAGUCCAGAGAGCAGCCCUGGUGCCAACAAGAAGCUCUCCAGCAGCCCUGUUGUGUCAACCAGGGAAGAGAAGGAGCCUGUUGCCUGGGUGAAUGCAGCAGCUGGCCGGAUUUUCUGGGACUUCCUGACAGAACCCUGUUGGGCCGAACUAGUCUCUAAGAAGAUCCAGAUGAAGCUCAGCAAGAUCAGGUUGCCUUACUUUAUGAAUGAGCUGACACUGACAGAACUGGACAUGGGUGUGGUCACUCCUAGGAUCCUUGGGGCCUCUACUCCUUCUGUUGACCACCAAGGUCUGUGGUUUGACCUGGAGAUCUCCUACAGUGGCUCCUUCUUGAUGACCCUGGAGACUAAAAUGAACCUGAUCCGCCUGGGCAAGGAGGGAGAGGGUCCACGCAUAGGGGAGUUCGGCAAGGACGGACAAAGGCUACGGACUUACUGUCUGGCUGACAGUGAUGAAGAAUCAUCCAGCGCGGGCUCAUCAGAUGAGGAUUCCUCUGAGCUCACGACUGACUCUCCUGGAGCGGAAGGCUUGGUGGGGGGCCAUAAACCAAGCAAGAUCAUGCGCUUUGUGGACAAAAUCACCAAGUCCAAGUACUUCCAGAAGGCCACGGAGACAGAGUUCAUCAAGAAAAAGAUGGAGGAGGUGUCUAACACGCCCCUGCUGCUUACUGUGGAGGUCCAGGAGCUCCGAGGGACACUGGCUGUUAACAUCCCCCCUCCCCCCACCGACAGGAUAUGGUAUGGCUUUAGGACUCCACCUCACCUGGAGCUAAAAGCAAGACCUAAACUGGGAGAGAGGGAGGUCACUCUAGCCCAUGUUACAGACUGGAUAGAGAAAAAACUGGAUCAGGAAUUCCAGAAAAUCUUUGUGAUGCCAAACAUGGAUGACGUGUGGCUGACUAUCAUGCAUUCCGCCAUGGACCCUCGUACCUCUGGUGGACCCUUAGCUGGCUCCACAGCCAAUCCAGAGUCCUCCCAGUAGGAGAAGGGAGCUUCCAGCCAACCAGCCAUACAAAAAAAUGUUUACAGUAUUUCCCUGAGCUUGUGAAGUCUCAAAAUGGAAACUAGAGCCAAAGUUGAUAAGCCAGACACUACUGUAACACAUACACACAUUCCCAUAGCAGGGGGGUCUCUCAUCUGCCAUAGAGAAGGCCAUGAAUUUUGAAGGAACCAAGAUUAGGUUCUCCUAAUCAAGGAAACACUUGAGACUACCUGUUGCUUGCUGCUUUACUCAGUACUUAUCUUGGUCAGAUGAAAAGGAUAUUUGGAGAAAUAAUAUUGUAACCUCGACUGUCAAAAAUGGAUUGUUGAGAGUUAUGCUUGGCAUGGACAGGGUUGAGUUAAGUUAAUGGGGGGACUAUAUUGGGAUGUAUAAAGUAUAUUAUGUCCUAUGAACACAUCACUUUAGAAGCAUUCACCAGAUACCUUACAUCUUGCUCUUGUCAGAUUUUCUCUGAAGGCACAAGGGAGGAAAAUAUAAUGUGAUGACACAGCAUGUUAUUUGAGACACUAAUUUGACGGACCUCGGAUGGACAGCAUGCACUUUGGUUGAGGAAUGUCACAGGGGUAUUGUAGUCCUUUGUAGUAUAGUGAAGCUAUGAUAAGUACAGGGUUCUGAUGUCAUGAUGAAAUCAAUAGAAUUUCAUUGUGAAAACAGUUAGCAGGUCUAAUGGUAGAGUUGGAAAAACAAAGUUUAUAUUUAAGUGUCACGGAAUUGGAAAAUGCUGAUACUUGAUCUCCUGUUUCUGAUUUUUGCUUCAUGAAAUAUCCAAUCUGCAGAGUGCAGUGUGUCCUGACGUUGACAGUCUUCAGACUGAUGGAAACUAACAGUUUUUAUUUGUGCUGUGACUACACACUCUCGACACCCUAACCCACCAAAACUGUAAUUUAUAUGCAAAUGACCCUAUGAUUAAUGUGUGCAUGGAGCUACAUGAACUAAGAAUUUCCACCCUUUCGUUAACCUCUGAAAGCGAAUGCUAAAGAGCCAACUCACUUUUUUGUCGGCAAAUAUGCUUCAUUUCACUGAUGCCUUUGUAAGUUCCAUGCUGCAGUAAUUACAAAUACUUGGGCAUGGUAAGUGCAAUGAUAGAAGUUAUGUAUACAGUAUGAUCUAAUUAAAUUAUCAUACAAAAGUAUGUGUGGAGAGUGAUAUGUGCAAGGUCUCUAAAACCACUAUUGAAUGUAUAAAUGGAUACAUUAGCCCUGUUGAUGUUUUGUGAAAAAUAUUCUUAUCCAAUCAUGUUUCGAUUGGGGUUUGCAAACUAUUGCACAAAUACAGUAUAGCCUUUUCUUUUCAAUGUAAUAAACACUAUUCCACCUAAUGGGUAUCUCUGCAGAUGUGCUGGCCAAUCAAUAUUUGAAUUCAUUGCAUUAAGCUUAUUGACCAUUUGCCGAGUAGCAGUUAGUGUAUUUAUUCAUGCGUUCGUAUCACUUAUCUUGGUAAUGUAGGACAUGACUUCAAAUGAUCAACUCCAAUAACUUCUAAUGCUUUGAAAUCAGUUUCCUCCCCCCAUGUGUUGAAUAAAAAAAUAAAUGAAGUCUAACAACACCUAGAUGAAGGUGAAUACUGUAGUGCUUUAAUUGCCAAAAAUGCAUAGCCGUGUUAUUUAACUCCUGUCAGAGGCCAUCUUUUAUAAACUGUCAUACCCCUAAUCCCAGCCCUAGUUGUUUAAUUAGGCAUACAGUGACAGAUAAUCUUCCUGUUCUAAAGUAUACAUCCUCUAUUGACACAGCAUUUUGAGAUGAUACUCUGAAAUAUCAACAUUGACUUUGUUUACAUGAAUUUGUGUUCAUUCAUUGCUUAAGCACUGUGCCAUUUUUGUGAUACAGUGUAUACGAUAUAAUUUAUAAGGUAAAAUAUAAUAUAUACUACAUCUGAUACAUUGUGCUUGAACUCAUCGGGGUAGACAAAGGCACAAAGGCUGGGUUUUGUUUUUUGUUUUGCCUCUCUGACAAACCAGAACGAAAUGAGUGGAACUCCCAUUGGAAAUAUAAAGAUGAUGUAGUUAUGAAGUGUUAAGGAGUUUUUAAUUUUGCCGUAUAAUUUAAAGGCCAAACUGAUUGUGUAUCUGCCUCAUUUACAAAGAAAAGGUUAUCUAGUUUAAGCCUUUAAACCGUUGCAAAUGUUUGUUUUGCAGGCCUUAUCCUCACAUCUGGAGAGAAAACCAUACAUUUUGUAUCAAGAAUUGUAAUGCCAGGUACAAAUGAAGAAAUACUGCUUUCUUUGUAAUUAUUCGCUGUUGAUUGAGAAUAAAGAUUUUUCUGA
Lampris incognitus (smalleye Pacific opah) is the source of this 5796-nucleotide messenger RNA. It is a transcript of the gene tex2, whose product is annotated as testis expressed 2. Gene Ontology annotation, molecular function: lipid binding. Gene Ontology annotation, cellular component: endoplasmic reticulum. The transcript is spliced from 13 exons. The record is from RefSeq and is a predicted model, not a curated record. NCBI's taxonomy places the organism in Eukaryota, Metazoa, Chordata, Actinopteri, Lampriformes, Lampridae. The coding region runs from base 265 to 3513 and encodes 1082 amino acids.